UGCCUUUAGCUUAACGAUAACACGGAUAAGGAGGACUAAUAGUUUUGGAAACAUGAAUGCUUUGAGGAUAGUUUGUUUGGCUGCCGUAUUACUGGCAGCAGGAUCAGCCAAUGGAAAUCUUCUUAAUAAGUUGAGACCUUCUCAAUGGCUUUCCGCACAACAACUGGAGCAACUUCCCUCGAUAGCAGAUAUCACUCUGCAAAAAUUGGAAAGCAUGUCAGUGGAAAAGGGUGUUGAAUUGAUGGAAAAAAUUUAUCACUUAUCCCAAAUCAAUAACGAAUUGGAUCCCAGCUAUGUGCCUAGCCCCAGCAAUGUUCCCUGUUAUGUCGUUAAGCCUAAUGGCAAAAAGAUCGCCACUACUUUGGACAAAUUGGCCUCGACUUGCAAGCAAAUACCAGAAUUUGGUGAUGAGGAAGUAACCAUUUUCAUUACCGGUUUACCCGCCACCACUGAAACCGUCAAGAAGGCCAAUCGUAAAUUGAUCAAUGCUUAUCUACAACGCUAUAAUCUCAGAAGACAACAACCUCAACAGUUUGAAUAUUCUGGAGAGAAAAUGUCGCGCACUUCUAGUGAGGAAGAAUCCAACGAAUGGGAAAAACAACAACCCUCUACCGGCGAUUUGGUGAUUAUUGAUUUGGGCGAUCAAUUGAACAGCUUCAAACGUUUUGCUAUGUUGGAUGUUAAGCAAACUGGUGCUAUGGUUGCCUCCGCUCUCUUGGAUAUUACUGAAAAGUGUGAUGUUCCUGAUGAAACCAUUCAUAUUGUUGCUCAAGGUAUUGCUGCCCAUGUUGCUGGUGCCGCUGGUAAUGAAUACACCCGUGAAACUGGUCGUCAAUUGAGACGUAUCACUGCCUUGGAUCCCUCUAAAGUUUUGGCCAAAAAUCCCAACUCUUUAACUGGUUUAUCUCGUGGUGAUGCUGAAUUUGUUGAUGCCAUCCACACCAAUUCCUACGGUAUGGGUACUGUGCAACGUGUUGGUGAUAUUGAUUUCUAUCCUAAUGGUCCUUCGGCUGCUGUCCCCGGUGCUCAAAGUAUCGUAGAAGCCAGUAUGCGUGCCACACGUUAUUUCGCCGAAACUGUUGUUCCAGGCAAUGAACGUAACUUCCCCGCUGUUGCCGCCAACUCUUUGAAGGAAUACAAAAACAAUGAAGGUUUCGGUAAACGUGCCUAUAUGGGUAUUAAUGUCGACUACGAUUUGGAAGGUGAUUAUAUUUUGGAAGUCAAUUCUAAGAGUCCCUUCGGUAAGAGAGCUGCCGCCCAAAAACAAAAUAACUAUCAUGGUAAUCACAGCUCUUCAAGAAAGAAGGACACUUAUUAAGAUGCUUGUUGAUUUUCUAAAUUGAACUGACUUUUGAAUUAGCUAAACUGCUUAUGAUUCUUAUGUUUAUAAUUUUCAAA
Molecule: messenger RNA, 1398 nt
Organism: Lucilia cuprina (Australian sheep blowfly)
Lineage: Eukaryota; Metazoa; Arthropoda; Insecta; Diptera; Calliphoridae
Product: vitellogenin-1-like
Exons: 3
Coding region: 53-1318 (421 amino acids)
Molecular function (GO): lipase activity
Source: RefSeq, a predicted model, not a curated record